CAUGGCGCCCCAGUCAGACCUCACUAGUUGCUAUUCGAUUGGCUUAAUUUGAUCAUUAUUAUUGAAGAAAUUUAGCUGCAAAUUACAUUCAUAUAGAUUUCUUUGCUUUACUCAUCAUGGCUCUAGUUAGUAGCUUCAUGCCAAAGACGACCAUGGUCCAGCUGUUUCCCACUAAUUCCAAGCCUUGCAUCCUGCAGAAUAAGAACGUUGCAAUUAUAAGAUGUGCUGUCAAAAGGCCAGGAAUUAAUACAGGGGGCCCUCCUCAAAUCAACCAGGUACUUAGAGUCGCUGACCGGAGUUUGAGAACAGAUCAGGUGGUUGGUCUCAGAAGAUUGAAUAAUGGAGAAGAUGGAAAAGCAAAUGCAGGAAAUACUGUUGUCGAUGAUGUUAGUAAUACAACCAAGACUGCUGAUGGUACUGAUUAAUUAGUUAAUAAUCAAUGAGUAGCAUGCAUGGUUCUUAAUUAUUUAACUGAUCGAUCUGGAGGAAAAUGGAGUGGUUUUAGCUGCAAUAUAUAAUGCGGUGCAAGGUCUGCAGUCUGGCAAAGAAUGCCUUCAUGUAGAGCUGAAUGACUUUGUUAGCACAUUAUGUGCAUGUAAGCAU
This is a messenger RNA of Rosa rugosa (rugosa rose), 603 nucleotides long. RefSeq lists its product as uncharacterized. The record is from RefSeq and is a predicted model, not a curated record. NCBI's taxonomy places the organism in Eukaryota, Viridiplantae, Streptophyta, Magnoliopsida, Rosales, Rosaceae. The transcript is spliced from 2 exons. Bases 117 to 425 code for a protein of 102 amino acids.